This is a messenger RNA of Hypanus sabinus (Atlantic stingray), 2600 nucleotides long. Its product is annotated as activated RNA polymerase II transcriptional coactivator p15-like. Gene Ontology annotation, molecular function: DNA binding; transcription coactivator activity. The coding region runs from base 158 to 529 and encodes 123 amino acids. Gene Ontology annotation, cellular component: transcription regulator complex; nucleus. Gene Ontology annotation, biological process: positive regulation of transcription initiation by RNA polymerase II. The transcript has 5 exons. Lineage: Eukaryota; Metazoa; Chordata; Chondrichthyes; Myliobatiformes; Dasyatidae. The record is from RefSeq and is a predicted model, not a curated record.
UGCCGUCAUCCUCCACCGAGAGCCGGGAAAGGGGCGGGGCAACUGUCGGAAGUGACGCGUAACAGGAGCCCAAUAGCAAGAGGCACGGCCGUGGGGGAAAGCUGAUUGCUUCAUUGUUGCGCUGUCGGAUCCUCACCGAAACUCUCGCUCGGAGACGAUGCCUAAGUCAAGGGAAGUUGUUUCUACAAGCUCGGACAGUGAAUCGGAUAGUGAAGUUGAUCAAAAGGCUAAGAGAAAGAAGGCUGCUGCGCCAGAAAAACCAGUGAAAAAGCAAAAAAGCGGUGAAAGUUCUGGAGGUUCAAAAUGUACUAAAAGCGACAAAGAUGAUAACCUAUUUCAGAUUGGCAAGAUGAGGUAUGUCAGUGUGCGUGAGUUCAAAGGCAAAGCCCUAGUUGAUGUCAGAGAAUAUUGGAUGAACCAGGAUGGCGAAAUGAAGCCUGGAAAGAAAGGAAUCUCUCUAUUACCAGACCAAUGGAAUCAACUGAAGGAAAUGAUUCCUGACAUUGAUGAUGCACUAAAAAAAUUAUAGAGUGGCCAUCUGAAGAUGUACCCUGCUUUUGUCAUUGAAAUUGUCUAUCUUUAACAUUUGUUUUCUAAAAGGAAUUAAGCUUUGUACUGUUCAUGUGACUGUUUUGUUUAUGCAGCACAUAGGCUUUCAUUUUUAAUCUCUAAGGGGUACUCUAGAAAUAUGGUAUGAGAUUUGUUUUUUAGUGUGGGAAAAAUGUUUUUUUGAUGGUUAACAACUGCCAUAUCAUGUCUUUAAACUGUUGCGUAUAUUAUUCCCAGCUAGUACUUUUGAAAACAGCUUCAUGAAUUUGUUGCAUUAUCAAGAUCUUCUGUUAGGGGUCCAAUUGCUGAAAUCUCUGGCUGUAUCAGAUUGACAAUUUUAGCUUUCCCUUGUGGGUAAAUCCAUCCCAAGUGUUGCAAUAAGUUUUCAAGCCAGGAAGUCCUUGGUUUAAUUUGUGAUUGGUGCUGUUAGCUGAGCAGAUCUCACUCCCCACAACAGAAUUCAGUUGCUGGUUUUCCUCUGUACCCUGCUACAGGAAGGGGAGGGGGUGUUUGUCAUUCAGUGUUUCCACUUGGGACCGUCUUUCACAGUCAACUUCUGGGAAAAUGAACCUGUUAAAAUCUAAGGGAAGAAUUAAACAUCUUUUGCUAUCCAUGGUAAGAGCCGUUUAAAUGAUUUCACUAAACAGAUUUGCAUUAGAAGAUUGCCAUUUUGAAUAAGCUAUCAAAAACGUACUUGUCUGAGAUCUGCUCUUGUGUUUUGAAUCCAUUCUAAAGAGUUUUCAAGAAGGGCUGAAAAUGCAUGUUAACAAUGCUCUGGGUUUAAAUUAGUGAGACUUUAGAUUUUUGUUGCUGUAGUUGUACUGUAUUUUAGAACAUCUGUGAGCUUACGAUCCAGAUAUGCAUUUUGUUAGAAUUGAGGAGGGUGGGUAAUGUUUAGCUUCUCCACGUACUCUAACUGUGCUUUUGAGUAUUGUUGGAAUCCAUAGCUGGAAUAAUUUAGCUAUGAAUUUUUCAGGCUUUGUUGGACUUGUGUGAAGUUAUAAUAGCUACAUAAUCGAUUAGACUAUAGGAAACUGGCCCCAUUUAGUUGACUGAAUAGCAGUUGGUUUAAAAAGUGAUCAAAGACUGACGUUUGGUCCACUGUUCAUUUCUAUGGUCUCUGAAACAGCAUAACCAUGUAAGUGUUGGCUAUUUAGGAAUUUUAAUCUGAAAAGUGACUGGCUAGACAUACUACAAGGACUCUUAAUUACAGUACUUUCAUGAGGUACUAGCCUAAGUUAAUAUUUUCAAUAUGCCUUUUGUAUUAUUUCACCAUUUUUGUCCACAUUUCUGAUCUGUAUUGAAAUAUGGUAAAUUAAAUAAAGCUGCAGCAAUUUGAUCAGACUUUGUCUUUAAUGUUAAUUUGCUGAAAUUUUGCUGAACAGUCGUUUCUUAUUUGUACAUCCUGUGGUUGGUUUCAUUGCUGUUAUGACUUAGAAGAUCAGAAUGUUAAUCUUAAUUAAUAGUAUCUCGACACAGACAUUAUUUGGAAAUUAAGCCAAAGGUGAAUUAGUGUAGGUCACUGAAUUGAAUGCCAAUGUGAGAUACUUGCUUUUUUUAGAUUCUUGUAAUUAUAAAAUAAGUGCAACUUUGUCUCACUGAUGCUAUAAUUGGAUGUAUUAAUGCUGCCUCUAUAAAUCACCAAAUUGACUUCUGGUUUCAUUUCUAUCAAAAGUCUAUGAAUCAAAGUUAAAAUGGGAAAACUUUGUUUUCUGACAUAUGAAUACUUGGCUAUUUAAAUGUCAUUUUCAUUUUGUUAUAGCAUUUUUUUAAUGCAGAGCUAAAUGGAAUUUAAAGGAACGAGAUCAUUUUCCAACUCUUUGAAAUUACACAAGUGAUUGGUUAAGGUUGUGUGUUCCUUUCUUGAUCUUCCCAAUAUAAUUGUGUUCAGUAAAAUACCAUGUACCUACCAAGGUGGAGUUAGUCUUCUCAGUGUGCUGGCCCCACCUGUUUAAGUUGCAUUUAUAUUAGUUUUUAUAAAAAAAACCACUGAGUUAUGCUGACUUGAAUUGCACCUGUUACAAUAAAAUUAUUUGUUUGUUUUUGCUUAA